Trichosurus vulpecula (common brushtail) is the source of this 1634-nucleotide messenger RNA. Its product is annotated as aquaporin-2-like. Gene Ontology annotation, biological process: transmembrane transport. The coding region runs from base 1 to 939 and encodes 312 amino acids. The transcript is spliced from 5 exons. The record is from RefSeq and is a predicted model, not a curated record. Gene Ontology annotation, cellular component: plasma membrane. Gene Ontology annotation, molecular function: water channel activity. Lineage: Eukaryota; Metazoa; Chordata; Mammalia; Diprotodontia; Phalangeridae.
AUGGUGAUGUUACUUUCUCUGGCCCUCCACUAUAAGGACCUGAGGAGCUGGCAGUUCUGGAAGGCAGUGUUGGCUGAGGGCCUGGGCACCCUGAUCUUUGUAGGGGUGGUGCUUGGGGCCUCUUGCCCUAGCAGGGGCUCUGUUCCAGGCAUAACCCCAGAUCCCCUACAGCCAGCCCUUGCAGGAGGGUUGGUAGUAGUGGCCCUGGUACAGGUUUUGGGGGAGGUCAGUGGAGCCCAAACUAACCCAGCUCUGACCUUGGCACUGCUUUGUGCCCACCGGCUUGAUCUACUUCGGGGAGCUGCCUUCAUCCUGGCACAAAGCACAGGUGCCAUUCUGGCCUCUUCCAUUUUCUACCUGGUGCUGCCCCAGACUGCUGUGGUUCAGCUUGUAACCAGGGUAAGCAGUGGAAGUCAUGCAGGCCAAGCCCUGGGUAUGGAAUUUUUCUCCACCUUCCAGCUAAUUUUCACUGUAUUUGCCAUUACUGACCAGCAGCAACAGAGAGAGACAGGUGGGCUGGGCAGUCUGGCUGUGGGCUUUUCAGUGACUGCGGGGACAUUGGCUGCGGGGACUCUCUCUGGAGGCAGUAUGAAUCCUGCCAGGUCCCUGGGGCCUGCUGUGGUGACUGGGAUCUGGGACCAUCACUGGGUGUACUGGAUGGGGCCCACCCUUGGUGCCAUUCUUGCAGGCCUCUCCUUCGAGUUUCUCUUCUCGUCAGGAGCUUCUCAGAAAAAGCUUGUCAUCUGUGUAACCUGUCGUGAUGUGGAAAUGGUGGAGGCUGCCAAUAUGCCCCACUCCUCUAUGUCCACUGCCACACAGCACCCACUGCCUCGCCCUAUGUCCCACCCCAAGCCUGAACACAACUCAGCCCCCUUUCCAUUAGUCUCUCCCUAUUCCAUCUCUCCCCUUGACCAACCUGGUCCCCCAAACCACCCCUAAAGCCCUUCCCUGGGAUGUAGGUAGUAUGGCACUGCCUGGAUCUAGUGUUCAGAAUUUUGCAUCUUUCUAAGGUGACUUCUAGAUCCUUCUACAGCCCUGUGACUCUGUUUCCCUCCCUCCUCCACCCAAUGUUAUUGAAGUCUUGAGUUAGGAUAGAGGAAAGUGUGUGUUGAUUUUAAGGUAAAAUUACCAACAUCUCACCUCUAGCACCUCCAUGAAGAACCCUGCCCUGGUUCUGCUUCCUCCCCAUGAAAAGCACCCCAUGAUGCUAGAGGCCAAGCUGGGGCUUGGAAUGGAGGGGGGCAAAGGGAGACCAGGGCUCAGAGAAAGACCAGACACAGCAAAAAUCAUUCUGUCCCAGGCCUGCAGGGUUCACAGAUUCCAGCCCUGGCCGGCCAAUAACAGUGGAGCCUCUAAUCCUCCUGGAUGGGGGAAUUCACUCCUUUACACACCCUCCCUGCCAUCCCCCAAUUCCCACCCCCAAUUCCUGAAGCUGGCUGACUCAGAGUAGCCCUGAGGCCCCCAAGAACACUGCCUUUGACCCCGAGGACUUUCUCUGAGCCUGACUUUCAUAUCACAAGCAGAAUUUAGCAAUGUUCAUCUGUCUAUGACAUCAGUUCAGCACCCUGGACUUCCAAUUCCAGAUGCGAAGCUCACCUCUUCCCUCCCCUUCCCAGAAUCUCCCCAGUUCUCAU